AUAAUGACCAUUAUGCCCAUUUUUUAAAGCCUUCCUAUCUCAACUCCUUAUUUAAAUCUCUCACCAAUCUCCCUUUAACCAUCGAUACCUUUCGAUCAGUUUCCAAAACAAAAACCAAAACAACCAUAGUGAUGGAAGUUGAAGCAGCACAAAUGACAAGAUGGGAAGGUUAUGUUGACUGGAGAAACAAGCCUGCCCUUAGAGGUCGCCAUGGAGGCAUGCUUGCAGCUUCCUUUGUUCUGGUUGUGGAGAUAUUGGAGAAUCUAGCAUAUUUGGCAAAUGCAAGCAAUUUGGUAUUGUAUUUGAAAGAGUAUAUGCAUAUGUCUCCUUCUAAAUCUGCAAACAAUGUUACAAAUUUCAUGGGAACAUCAUUUCUUCUUGCUCUUCUUGGUGGUUUCUUGUCGGAUUCAUUUCUCACCACUUAUCAUGUUUACUUGAUAAGUGCACUUAUUGAGUUACUAGGUCUAAUCAUACUCACAAUACAAGCUCAUUUACCAUCACUUAAACCAACAAAGUGCAAUGGAUCAACUCAAUGUGAGGAAGUUAAUGGUGGAAAAGCAGCACUAUUAUUUUCUGGUCUCUAUCUAGUGGCUCUUGGAGUUGGAGGAAUUAAAGGGUCACUACCUGUUCAUGGUGGUGAACAAUUUGAUGAAAGCACACCAAAUGGAAGGAAACAGAGAUCAACUUUCUUCAACUACUUUGUGUUUUGUCUAUCAUUUGGUGCCCUUAUUGCAGUUACUUUUGUUGUUUGGGUUGAAGAUAACAAAGGUUGGGAAUGGGGGUUUGCAAUUUCUACUAUUACUAUGUUUUUGUCUAUUCCUGUGUUCUUGGCUGGUUCAACUACUUACAGGAAUAAGGUCCCUUCUGGAAGUCCACUUACCACUAUUUUGAAGGUACUUAUUGCUGCAUCACUAAACACCUUCACCAACAAAAACUCAAGCAAUGCAGUUGCAAACAUGUCUUCAAGCCCUACAAAUCCAAACACACAAACAAAACAAUCACACCAACAAAUCCAAACCACAAAACCAACCCCAACACCAUCUCAAACCCCAACACAAUCCCUCAAAUUCCUCAACAAAGCAUUCACAAACAAACCAAUCCACACCUCCCUAACAUGCACACUCCAACAACUAGAAGAUGUAAAAAUAAUCUUCAAAAUACUCCCAAUCUUUGCUUGCACAAUAAUGCUCAACUCUUGCUUAGCUCAACUCUCCACAUUCUCCGUCGAACAAGCCGCCACAAUGGACACAAAACUCUUCUCCACCUUCAAAGUCCCCCCGGCCUCACUCCCGGUUUUCCCCGUACUCUUUCUCAUGAUCCUUGCACCAAUCUAUGAUCACAUCAUAAUCCCUUACGCAAGAAAAGUUACUAACUCAGAAACCGGUAUAACUCAUCUCCAAAGAAUCGGAAUCGGUCUAAUACUCUCCAUAAUCGCAAUGGCUAUAGCUGCAAUAGUCGAAAUCAAACGACGAAAAAUAUCCUUACACAAUAAUGAUCCAUUGCCUAUCUCAUUUCUCUGGAUAGGUUUCCAGUAUCUAUUCCUCGGUUCCGCCGAUCUCUUCACAUUAGCUGGACUAUUGGAGUUCUUCUUCUCAGAAGCACCUUCAAGUAUGAGAUCAUUAGCAACAUCACUUUCUUGGGCUUCUUUGGCAAUGGGCUAUUACCUAAGUUCAGUGAUUGUUUCUAUAGUAAACAGUGUUACUGGUAAUGGUAAUCAUAAACCAUGGCUAAGUGGGUCUAAUCUUGAUAACUAUCAUUUGGAGAGAUUCUAUUGGUUAAUGUGUGUGCUAAGUGGGUUGAAUUUUCUUCAUUAUAUGUAUUGGGCUUCUAGGUAUAAGUAUAGAGGAAGAGGGAAUGGUGAUGAUGAAGGAAAUUGAGCACACUUGGUUUCAUUGUUCAUUGAUCAAAUUUUUGAACAAGAAAAUCUUAGGAAGUAGUUUUGUAUAAGUGCUGCAAAUCUCCAAUGUUGUAUCUAGUAGAAUAUAAUUAGUGUAUACUUUAAUUUUGAAAUGUUUUACAAAUGCAUCUAAUGAAUGGUAUAGUAAAAAAAUGAAAAACAGAAAAAGAAAAAAAAAAGAAACAUAAUAUCUACAUCAUUUGUAAUCAUUGUAGCUCUUUUGUAUACUAGUAUUAUCAAUGAGAGCAAAUGGUUUCUUGACUUUCUACACAUUGUGGUGUUUUGAAGAAUGUCAUGGUGUAUGUAACCAUUGGUGGAGCUAUAAAUUUUAUUGGGAGCUAUAAUCUUAAAAAUAAAGUUCUUACAACUAGAAGAAUACUUAAUUUUGGAAGAGUGGAGUUGUGAAUAAGGAGAUAGUUAGCAUACGCACCGAGCUUUGUUAUAAAAUCAGCAUUUUGAUUUCCUUUACGGAUGGUGUUGAUAACUAUAAACAUAGUGUUUUCAAGCAAGCUAUUUGUAAUAUUUUGGAUCAACAUUGCAUGUUUGUGAUAUUUAUUCAAGGGAGUCCCAAUUAGGAUGAUACUGAAGGAUGAGUUU
This is a messenger RNA of Vicia villosa (hairy vetch), 2494 nucleotides long. Its product is annotated as protein NRT1/ PTR FAMILY 4.6-like. NCBI's taxonomy places the organism in Eukaryota, Viridiplantae, Streptophyta, Magnoliopsida, Fabales, Fabaceae. The record is from RefSeq and is a predicted model, not a curated record. Gene Ontology annotation, cellular component: membrane. Gene Ontology annotation, molecular function: transmembrane transporter activity. Gene Ontology annotation, biological process: transmembrane transport. The transcript has 5 exons. Bases 132 to 1877 code for a protein of 581 amino acids.